Molecule: messenger RNA, 1595 nt
Organism: Parus major (Great Tit)
Lineage: Eukaryota; Metazoa; Chordata; Aves; Passeriformes; Paridae
Gene: CORO2B
Product: coronin 2B
Exons: 11
Coding region: 81-1580 (499 amino acids)
Biological process (GO): actin filament organization
Molecular function (GO): actin filament binding
Source: RefSeq, a predicted model, not a curated record
CUUCCUCAUCCUCAUCCUCCUCCUCACCAUCUUCAUCCUCCUCCCCCCGGUUCCCGCCGCCGCCGCCUCCUCCCCGCCGCAUGACCGUGACCAAGAGCUCCAUGCGGGAUCUGCACAAGGCCGAGGUGCUCGGGAACAAACGUGGCCUGAUGUCAUGGCGGCCGCAGUACCGCAGCUCCAAGUUCCGGAAUGUUUACGGGAAGGCGGCGAGCCGGGAGCUCUGCUUCGACGGAAUUCCCAUCACCAAGAACGUCCACGACAAUCAUUUCUGCGCCGUCAACGCCCGGUUCCUCGCCAUCGUCACCGAGAGCGCCGGCGGCGGCUCCUUCCUCGUCAUCCCGCUGGAGCAGACCGGCCGGAUCGAGCCCAAUUAUCCCAAAGUUUGCGGCCACCAGGGAAAUGUCCUGGACAUCAAAUGGAAUCCCUUCAUUGACAACGUCAUCGCCUCCUGCUCCGAGGACACCUCGGUGCGGAUCUGGGAGAUUCCGGAGGGGGGAUUGAAGCGGAACAUGACGGAGGCGGCGCUGGAGCUGUUCGGGCACAGCCGGCGCGUGGGGCUCGUCGAGUGGCACCCGACCACCAACAACAUCCUGCUCAGCGCCGGAUACGACUACAAGGUGCUGAUCUGGAACCUGGAGCUGGGCGAGCCGGUGAAGAUGCUGGAUUGCCACUCGGACGUGAUCCUGUGCAUGUCCUUCAACAGCGACGGGAGCCUCCUGGCCACCGCCUGCAAGGACCGGCGGCUGCGCGUGCUGGAGCCGCGCUCCGGGAAGGUCCUGCAGGAGGCGAGCUGCAAAAAUCACCGCGUCAACCGCGUGGUUUUCCUGGGAAACACCAAGCGGCUCCUGACCACGGGAGUGUCCCGCUGGAACACCCGGCAGAUCGCGCUCUGGGACCAGGUCAGUGCCGCUGGAAUUCCGGCUCCAUCCCGCUGGAAUUCGGGCUCCAUCCCGCUGGAAUUCCUGCUCCAUCCCUGCCGGAAUUCCUGCUCCAUUCCCGCUGGAAUUCCUGCUCCAUCCCUGCCGGAAUUCCUGCUCCAUCCCUGCCGGAAUUCCUGCUCCCAUCCCGCUGGAAUUCCUGCUCCCAUCCCGCUGGAAUUCCUAGGGGUGAUGCCGAAGCACGGCCUGGACGUCUCGGCCUGUGAAGUUUUCCGUUUCUACAAACUCAUCACGCUCAAAGGUCUCAUCGAGCCCAUCUCCAUGAUCGUCCCCCGGCGGUCGGACACGUACCAGGAGGACAUUUAUCCCAUGACUCCGGGCACGGAGCCCGCCCUGACCCCGGACGAGUGGCUCAGCGGGGUCAACCGAGAUCCCAUCCUGGUGUCGCUGAAGGAGGGGUACAAGAGGAAUUCCAAGGUGGUGUUCAAGGCACCGGUGAGGGAGAAGAGGAGCGUGGUGGUCAACGGGAUCGACCUCCUGGAGAACGUCCCACCCCGCACGGAGAACGAGCUGCUCCGGAUGUUCUUCCGGCAGCAGGACGAGAUCCGGCGCCUGAAGGACGAGCUCUCGCAGAAGGACGUUCGGAUCCGGCAGCUCCAGCUGGAAUUAAAGAACUUCCGGAACAGCCCCAAGAACAAUUGAGCCCAUCCAGGGCCC